GCCUGCAUUGCAAUGUAGUAUAUUUGACGUUUUCUUUCUGAUUAUUCGAGGCCACGCAGCUAGGCGUUCGGAGCCUAAUUCUCCUUAUUUUUAAUAAAUUUAAAGAUCAUGGCGAAUCGAAAAGACCACGAGGAGACGGACAAGCAAACGCGUAUUGCAAUUGUUAGUGAUGACAAGUGCAAACCUAAGCGUUGUCGCCAGGAAUGCAAGAAAACGUGUCCCGUCGUGCGGAUGGGAAAACUUUGUAUUGAAGUAGCUCCCACUUCUAAGAUUGCUUUACUUUCGGAAGAAUUAUGCAUAGGUUGCGGUAUUUGCGUCACGAAAUGUCCCUUCAAAGCAAUUACGAUCAUUAAUGUUCCAAGCAACUUGGAGAAACAUACGACCCAUCGCUAUGGUAAGAACUCUUUUAAGUUGCAUCGCUUGCCCAUACCUCGACCUGGUGAGGUACUUGGUCUUGUUGGCCAAAAUGGAAUUGGAAAGUCUACUGCUCUGAAAAUUUUAGCCGGAAAGCAAAAGCCCAAUUUAGGUCGCUACAUGGAUCCUCCAGAUUGGACCGAAAUUUUGGCGUAUUUUCGUGGAUCUGAACUGCAAAAUUAUUUCACUAAGAUUCUAGAAGAUAAUAUAAAGGCACUUGUGAAGCCACAGUACGUCGACCAGAUACCCAAAGCCGUAAGAGGCUCUGUGUGUGAAUUGCUUAAUAAAAAAGAUGAUCGGAAAAACCAGGAAGAAAUUUGCAAAAUGCUGGAUCUGUUGCACAUACGGGAACGAAACAUUGCCGAUUUGUCUGGCGGAGAGCUGCAACGAUUUGCCAUUGCAAUGGUCUGCAUUCAAGAUGCUGACAUUUUCAUGUUUGACGAACCCUCUUCCUACUUAGAUGUAAAGCAACGUCUAAAUGCGGCUUUGACGAUACGAUAUUUAUUAGAUCCUAGCAAGUUUAUAAUCGUUGUUGAGCAUGACUUAUCUGUUUUGGACUAUUUGUCCGAUUUUAUUUGCUGUCUUUAUGGUCUUCCUGGCUGCUAUGGCGUCGUAACUAUGCCUUUCUCAGUCCGAGAAGGUAUAAAUAUAUUCCUGGACGGGUUUGUCCCAACCGAGAAUAUGCGUUUCCGUACAGAAUCCCUAACAUUCAAGGUUUCAGAGUCAGCCACUGAAGAAGAAAUUAAAAGAAUGAAUCAUUACGUGUAUCCUGCAAUGAAAAAGACACUGGGCUCUUUCUCUCUUACAGUACAAGAGGGGCACUUCAGCGAUUCUGAAAUUUUGGUGUUGCUUGGGGAGAACGGUACUGGUAAGACCACUUUUAUACGUAUGCUGGCCGGAAACUUGCAACCAGAUACCAACGUUGAUUUGCCGGUGCUAAAUAUUUCGUACAAACCGCAGAAGAUUUCGCCGAAAUUCCAAAAUCAUGUACGCCAUUUACUCCACGAAAAAAUCCGUGAUGCAUACGUUCACCCUCAGUUUGUUGCUGACGUUAUGAAACCAAUGAAAAUAGAAGAAAUUAUGGAUCAAGAGGUACAAAACUUAUCCGGUGGUGAAUUGCAACGGGUGGCGUUGGUGUUGUGUUUGGGUAAGCCUGCUGAUGUUUACCUUAUCGAUGAACCGUCUGCUUAUUUGGACUCCGAACAGCGUUUAGUCGCAGCAAAAGUUAUUAAGCGUUACAUUUUACAUGCCAAACGUACUGGCUUCGUGGUUGAGCACGAUUUUAUUAUGGCAACAUACUUGGCUGAUCGUGUCAUUGUUCUGGAAGGUCAGCCUUCGGUACAAACCACUGCUUACUCGCCUCAAUCAUUGCUUAAUGGUAUGAACAGAUUUUUGGAAUUGUUAGGUAUUACUUUCCGGCGUGAUCCAAACAAUUUCAGGCCACGUAUAAAUAAAAAUAACUCUGUAAAGGACACUGAACAAAAACGUUCCGGCCAAUUCUUCUUCUUGGAGGAUGACGGCAAAUAAGAUGCAGACGCAUGUACCCGUUGUUUCCAAGAACAUGAAAUAUCUUUCUCUAAUGAUUGCGAAAGACCCUUUUAUUUUUCAAUAGCAUCCUACCCGCAACAAUUCAACUAUAUUCUAGUUAACUCAAUAUUUCAAUGGUUUUCAUUAUUUUUGUAUUAUCAAUAGCAGCAAGAAUAUAAUAGGAAAAAAUAAAGCCUACCACACGAAAUAACAUA
Molecule: messenger RNA, 2156 nt
Organism: Stomoxys calcitrans (stable fly)
Lineage: Eukaryota; Metazoa; Arthropoda; Insecta; Diptera; Muscidae
Gene: pix
Product: protein Pixie
Exons: 7
Coding region: 109-1941 (610 amino acids)
Biological process (GO): translational termination; translational initiation; ribosomal subunit export from nucleus
Molecular function (GO): ribosomal small subunit binding; iron ion binding; ATP binding
Source: RefSeq, a predicted model, not a curated record